Molecule: messenger RNA, 1074 nt
Organism: Entelurus aequoreus (snake pipefish)
Lineage: Eukaryota; Metazoa; Chordata; Actinopteri; Syngnathiformes; Syngnathidae
Exons: 7
Coding region: 59-958 (299 amino acids)
Molecular function (GO): S-adenosylmethionine-dependent methyltransferase activity
Source: RefSeq, a predicted model, not a curated record
AGAGGAUCCACCUUAAAAGAGCCCACCGAGGAGUGGGGCGCAGCGCAAGGAAGACAAGAUGGACUUCCAUGAAGCCAAACAUCAACUUCUGCUGCUUGUGAACAAAGUCCAGCCUUCAGACGUCCCAAAACUCAUUGAGUGGGUCAGAACAUCUGGUGAGCUAGACGAUGCCGUGGCGGACAACGACAAGGUGAUCCUGCGAAGCAUCGCCGACGAGUUGCGGGCCAGCUUGCCUCCGGACGCCAUGGUGACGUGCGAGAGCCAUGUCCGACAAAAGGUGCGGGAGCGGGCGCGUCCGACGGCGCACGUGGACGCCUUCCUGUACGACGAGGAGCGCGUGGACGCUCUGUGUGAGGCGGGGAGCAUGAGCCGCUGCUACUGCCUCGCCUGCGGAUCCAGCAGGACCGCGCCUUUAGACUUCGUGUCGCACUCCUUUUCCGUGUCGGAGCUGGCCUUCUUGUUCCGGAACGUUCUGCCAGACCUGAGCGGCCGCACGCUGGUGGACGUGGGCUCAAGGCUGGGGGCGGUGCUAUAUGGGGGCUACCUGUUUAGCUCUGCCUCCAGGCUGGUGGGCGUGGAGCUCAGCCAGGAUUUUGUGGACCUUCAAAACAAAAUGGUGGACAAGUACGCAAUGAGGGACCGGGUCCAGGUUGUCCACGCUGACGUGUGCACGCAGGACCGUCUGCUCCAGAGCGCCGACGUGGUGGUCAUCAACAACGUCUUCCAGUUCUUCAUGGAGCCCGACCAGCAAGUCAGGGCCUGGAAGUGGAUCACGCAGACCUUGAGGAAGACCGGCUCUCUGCUAGUGACGGUCCCCAGUUUGCAGGAGACUUUCAACACUCUUCAGGAGACGCUGCCGGACGACUGGGUGCUGGAGCUUCCUCUGGACUAUGACGUGUACGUACAGGAUGCGGACCCCGAGGCCCUCCGACAGAUCCACCUGUACAAGGUGGUCUGAACCUGUCCUUGGACUAGUAUCGUGCUUCCUGGUCCUCGUGGGACUGCUUCUUUAGACUGUCUGACACCAGGUUGGACUGAUGCCUGUGCAUACGUCCAAAUAAAAUGAUGACGUGG